UCUGGGGAACUUGGCCAGCCCUCUGAACGAAGCCUGAGACUUCAGUCCGGUGGCUCGGGGCGCGCUUUUUCUGCUGUGGGUGUUCCUCAGUGGGAGGUGGGCGUCAACGCUCCUCUGCAUCUGCGACUGAGGCUCCGAAGGUUCGUGGGAAAGAAGUUCAGAGGGAUUUGGAAAGUCACAAGCGAGGACUACCUGUGCGCACACGCUUCUCCGAGGACACGCUCCCAGCAUUUCAAGCAUCAUGAAGCGGCCUUGUGAGGAUACUACUUCUGAUAGUGAUAUGGAUGAAACCAUUGACGUGGGUAGCGAGAAUAAUUAUUCGGGGCAAAGCAGCGGGUCGUUUAUAAGAUGUGGAUCCCCCACUACCACUUCACAGGUUAUGGCCCGAAAGAAACGAAGAGGGAUCAUUGAGAAGAGACGAAGGGAUAGAAUAAAUAACAGUUUAUCAGAGUUACGUCGCCUGGUGCCAACGGCAUUUGAAAAACAGGGAUCUGCUAAACUAGAGAAAGCUGAAAUACUGCAGAUGACAGUGGAUCACCUAAAGAUGCUCCAGGCCACAGGAGGAAAAGGGUAUUUUGAUGUUCAUUCCCUGGCAAUGGACUUCAUGAGCAUUGGCUUUCGAGAGUGCCUGACUGAAGUGGCCCGGUACUUGAGCACGGUGGAGGGUCUGGACUCCAGCGACCCACUCCGCGCACGCCUGGUCUCACAUCUCAGCAGCUGCGCCUCCCAGAGGGAGGCGGCUGCUAUGACCUCAUCCGUGGCCCACCACCAGCAGGCCCUCCACCCGCAGCACUGGGCGCUACACCCGCUGCCUGCUGCCUUCCUGCAGCAGAGUGGCCUGCCCUCCACAGACGGUGCCUCUGGCAGGCUGGCGGAGGUGCCACAGCGGGGCUCGGCGCUGCUCACUGCCUCCUUCACGCCUGCAGACUCUGCACUGAGGGCGCCCCCUACGGGCAACGUGGCGCCCUGCAUGCCCCCGCUCUCCACCUCGCUCCUGUCACUGUCGGCCACCGUGCACGCCGCCGCCGCCGCCGCGGCUCACACCUUCCCGCUCUCCUUCCCGGGCGGAUUCCAAUUGUUUGGCCCAAGCGCCACGGCCUCUUCUGUGGCCUCCUCAGCUGUGAGCCCCUCCAUAUCCACCUCCUCCACUUCCCAGCAGAGCAGUUCCAGCUCCAGCAGCAGUAGCAGCAGCAAGCCAUACCGCCCAUGGGGGACUGAAGUGGGAGUGUUUUAAGGGUCGGACCCAGUGUGCCCUUUUACACUUUUACAAGUCUAUUAAACUUUAUGGACAGAGGACAGACUUCAAAAACUAUGGACAAUUUUUGGCCACUGUUAUGGCAUUUUGGACACUUCUACACAAUCAGCUAUACAAGUGCCUGCAUGUAUAUCACAAAUGGAACUUCUUAGGAAGGAGAAGUGUGGAUCAUGUUUGUGCUCGUCAUAGCCAGUGGAUGUGAGGAUGAUCGAUUGGUCUUUUUAGUGAAAUGACCACAUCACUAUCAUUAUAUCAGCUUCCUUUUGUCUGGUUUGUUUUGUCUCCCUGUCUUGUACCAAGGAGAAAUGCCAUGAUCUUUCUGUCUCAAGCUAACCUUGCUUUGCACCAAGGAAUAUGUCUGACAGUGUCCACAGGAAAGUGUGACUAAAACAUUGCAUUUGAGAAUUAAAUGCUUAACCUGUGGAGCCUGUGUAAUUUCUAAUUUUCAAUUACUCACAAGUAUCAUGUCAUUUAUUUUGACUAAACCAGAAAAAUCUCAGAGAAACCAAAGGUUUUGAAGAUAAUCAAUUCCUGAUCAUAUGAGGUGUGAAUGUUAUAAUCUAUGAACUAACGACUCAAUCUGUAAAUAUGUAUAUGUGUAAGAGUGUAACUAGAGUUUAUACUGAAGCUAGAUAAAGCGGUUUAUUGGUAUAAUGAUGCACUUCAAUCACUACUGUUUGGAGGGACGGGAUUCUCUCCACGUAUGAAAAACACAACGUACCUGCAAAUUUGCAUUACAGCACUCAUUGUUUGCUCAUGCUGUAUUUCAGAUUUGCCAGUAAAUGACACUACUGUAUCUUUUAAAAAACCCGUGCCUGCCCUGUAAUAUGUAACGAUUUUCUAUGCAAAAGGGAAAAAAAUGCAGAUUUCAAAAAUUAAAUUCAGUGCUUUUUAUUCGAA
Messenger RNA from Electrophorus electricus (electric eel), 2155 nucleotides. RefSeq names its product hes-related family bHLH transcription factor with YRPW motif 2 (gene hey2). The record is from RefSeq and is a predicted model, not a curated record. Gene Ontology annotation, biological process: regulation of DNA-templated transcription. NCBI's taxonomy places the organism in Eukaryota, Metazoa, Chordata, Actinopteri, Gymnotiformes, Gymnotidae. Gene Ontology annotation, molecular function: protein dimerization activity; DNA binding.